Molecule: messenger RNA, 1425 nt
Organism: Aspergillus oryzae RIB40
Lineage: Eukaryota; Fungi; Ascomycota; Eurotiomycetes; Eurotiales; Aspergillaceae
Exons: 1
Coding region: 1-1425 (474 amino acids)
Source: RefSeq, a predicted model, not a curated record
AUGGAUUUCGACGAUAUCAACCUCGACACUGUCGACAAUCUGAGACAGGAAUGGAUCAAGUUGGCUUCCAACUCAAGUGCUGGAAUCUGCGAGCUCGCGAAUCGCUAUCGGCAACGAGAUGACUGCAAGCUAUGUUCCAUGCAUUGUGGGUCGUUCAACUUUAGCUUCCGUCUUAAUUGGGAUGAUGAGGGAGAGGACUGGUUAAUCCGAUUUCCACUUCCUGGAAAAUCCAUGUUCCUGGACGAGAAGGUCCGUAGAGAGGCGGUCUUGAUGAAAUACAUCGCCAGAGAAACCAAGAUUCCUGUGCCGCGCGUCAUCGCUUAUAGAAUGGGAGAUGAGAACCCAACCGGCUUGGGCCCCUAUAUUAUAAUGACCUGGAUUGACGGCAAGAAGAUGUCAGAUGUUUUAAGACAAAACGAUCUCCCUGACAAGCAUGACACUCUGGAUCCCACCAUCAACCCCGAGACACUCAAGACGCUGUAUGGAGAAAUGGCGGAAAUUCUGCUUCAGCUCUGGGGACUCGACUUUGACAAGAUCGGCAGCAUUAGUGAGGACAGCAUGACUGGGAAGCCAGUUGUUGAUGGGCGACCCUUGACUAGGGAGCUGAACGAGUUGAUACGGACCAGUGGAUUGAAUGACUGUACACCGCGAAGGAUUUACCAUACCUCCGUCGAUUACAUCACUUCGCUUUUAGCCUUGCAGUCAAUGCACCUAGAGCAACAGCGCAAUAGUGUGUAUGACUCCAAGGACUGUAGAGAGAAAUAUGCCUGCCGUCAGUUGAUGAAAGCCACCGCCCUGAAUUUCAUCCCCAAGGAAGACUGCGGCCCCUUUAAGCUGUUUUGCGAUGAUCUGUGCCCUGGAAAUGUUCUUGUAGAUGACUCGCUUCGGAUUGUGGGUGUUCUUGACUGGGAGUUUAGCUAUGCAGCUCCUUCUCAAUUUGCGGCAAGCAUUCCUUGGUGGUUACUCUUGCGGCGGCCCCAUUCACUUCUUAAUCAAUAUGGUCCUGACGCUUUCUUUGAAUCUUUUCUCCCGAAGGCAACUCUAUUCUUAGAGGUGCUGGAGGAACGAGAGCAAAUUCGGGGUUUGACUGGACAUGAUUGCCGCCUGUCAGUUCGGAUGCGACAAUCCAUUGAAGACAAAUCUGCAUGGUUCACACUUGCAUCGCAUAUGGUUGCUUCCGUUGAUCUUCUAUACUGGGAUUUACUCGAUGAAUAUUGCUGGGGACCGAGAUCAAGCAUAGCACAGAGAGUCCGUGCUAUUACAACAUCACCAGAAAUGCACAAACGACGAGAGGAUUUCGUUCAUUUAAAAAUCCAACAGCUUCAGGAAUACUACAACGAACUUGGGGUGGAUAAUAAUGUGAGCUAUGAGCCAGAGCCACCUCUCCAGCCGAUAGCUGAGCGUGACCCAGGUCCAAAGGUAUGA